AUGGAGAAAGAUUACAUAAAAUCCACUGUAGAAGGACUUAAAUGUUCUUCGUCCAGUCGCAUACAAGAUUCUCUUAUGAAAAUUAGACUUUCCAUCAUAACUUCGGAAAAGGGAAUAAAGGCGUUCCGAGAAUGUGGAGGACUAGAAUAUCUACUGCCUCACCUGCGAAAACCCAAUGAACGCAUCCUAGACUUAACGUUAAGCAUUCUUGGUAAUGUUUGUCUCGAUGAAAAAUGUAGACUAGCGGUUGGUAAACUAAACACUUUUGGUCCCUUGGUUUCUAUCUUAAACACUGUAUCUAAAGACAGUAUUCUUGGGAGAACUUGCAAACUUAUUGGUAACUUGGCACAGACCAAAACAAAUGCAGAAGGCCUGUACAAUCGCGGAGUUAUUAGUGCUUUGGUCUCCCUCAUUGAGGGCAGGACCAAGAGUACAUCAAAUCCAACUCUUAUGAUGGCUGUAAGGGCUAUUAGACAACUAUGGACAAUAACAGAUAAAAGAGAUGAAAUGCUGAGUAUGAGUGUCGUCAGGUGUAUAGCUAUUCUGUUAACAACAGAAUGUGAAUCAAUUGGUUUGAUCAAGUCCACCACGUUGGAUAGAAUAAUUAUAGAGCCUAGCAAGAGCCAAGAAGAAUUAAUUGUUGGUAUCCUGAAAUGUUUAGGCCACUUCACUACAUAUUCUACUUCAAAAUGUGCUAAACAGCUUCAAGGUGAUGGCAGGGGUUACCAAUGUCUUGUUGCCCUGACAAAAACAAAUGAGAUAUUAGCAUUGAAAUGUUUAAUGAACCUUUGUUACUUGUCUGCAUGUCGCCCUUUGCUGGGCACAGCAGGCCUGGUUGAAUGUCUAGUCAAUAUUUUACAGAGGCAUGCAGAAGUGAAGUGCUGGCCUGACGGUGCGGCCAAAGCAUUAGCUCAACUGAGUGGUGAAUCAGUAAAUAGAUCGCGUUUGCGCCACUGUGGAGGUUUGCCCUUACUUGUGGCAGCUGCACGGGUCAAUAGUCAUGCUAUGCAUGCUCUAGUUCAAUAUGUCUUUGAUAACAGAGCAUUCCAAAUAUUAAUCGAUGAAGGCUUGAUCACACUUCUUACUGAUAAACUGUCUAACUAUGUUAAAACUAUGGAAGUUGAGCAUAAUCUACUAUCUGAAGGUAAAUUUGCAAAGAAAACUGAGAAAAAUGCUGAGAAUGAAAAAGGUGAUCAAUUAGGCAUAGAUAUACAAGAAAACCUAGCGGCAGAGACAGAAGAUGACCUCAAAGUGGUGAUAGAACGAGAUAACAUGCUAAUAGGUUUAGUCGAUGCAAUCGGUAGCGAUAAGUCGGACAGCGAUGUUGAUGCUACAGACUCGGUUUCACUAUUCAAACAAGAGUGCUUAAAACGGGCGUUUACUAAUGAAAGAAAUACAAAAAAGAAAAGCAUGGUAAACAAACAUUGGCAGCCAGAGAGCCCAGAACUUCUAUCACCUUAUUCCGAUGGAAAUUGGUCCGGUUUAAGUCCAGAAUACAAUAGCAAGAGGAGUGCUUGGGAUUGGAGUCCAGCGUCCAGUAGUACAGAUGGGAGUUCUACGUCACCAUACAGAAAUGAUUCGUAUCCUUGGAGCCCAAGUAGCAGUUCUGGUCCAGCGUCCCCACUUAGUAUAGAAGAAAAUAGUUCAGACUCUGAAGUAUCUGGUCGCUACUCCCCGGUCUGCAGCGACAGUGAAGACGAAGGUAGCAAGCCCAAAAAGAGCGCCGUAGACCCUGCCCAAGUGGCACACGAACUUGAAGAACUUAUAAUGGAAGACGAGGAAAGCAGCAGUGAAUGGCCAAAUGAAGAAAACGAAGAACUUUCAAAUAUUACCAAACCGUCAGGUGUAAUGUGCAUAUUAGUGAUAUUAUAUCGAGUGUCAUUCGGUAUUCCUAUGCAAGCGAAUAACAAUGAAGAGGUUUCGCCUAAUUUGGAACUAUUGGCGGGGAGCAAAUGUAUGAAUGCCUUGCUGGAUUAUGUGGAGAAGUGUAGACGGCCUACUGGUAGAGCUGCUAGGAUAAUCAAUAGAGUUUUGACCAACUCUUUGUGCCUAAUAAGCCUUCUAAAACAUAAAUUGCCGGUUAGAAUACACAAUAUGUCUGUAAAAACCGAACACCCACCUACUGACUGUCGACAGUGUAAACAACUUUUAAGACUAGGCGCAAAGUUUUUGGAACACUUGACGGUUGUGGCAGAGUCAAGCCAUGGGAUUGGUGAAAUAAGUUACCACUUACUGAAGGGCAGUGAGGAUGUGAAGCAAACAUUGGCUCUUACCUUGCCAUACUUAAUUAGAUCAGAAAAGAUUUUGAAAAAAUACUUCGUGGACUGUGAAGCAUUGAACCUCCCCUUCUCCAUGAUUUCCGAUUCGAUAGACAACAUUGAGCUAUGUGUCCCCGCCUUAAUAAAAUUGGUUGCUCAGGUCCAAAUCAAAGACCCAAAAAUUGUCGAGAGUCGGUAUGCCUCCUAUGUUCCUAUUCACUAUGAGAGUAUCACCCUUGAUUUCUCUCAAGAUGACAUAGUAACGUUUGUCCUAGACGAUAAUUCCACUGUUAAAGCCAGCAGGAACUUCUUGUGCCAACAUUCAGAUGUGUUCAAAGUGAUGCUAACCGGUUCAUUCAAAGAGUCCUCGGAGAAAUAUAUACGCCUCAAAACGGUUAGUCAGCCUGCUUUGGAGUGCCUAUUCACACUUCUAUACUGUUACUUUAAAGAUUCAAAGUGUGAUGCGAUUAAAACAUUUCCCCUGUCGGAGAAUUUGGAUACUAACUUGGAAGUACUUCUCCUAGCUGACAGAUUUCUGUUCGAUAGAAUAAAGACACUAUUGAGCAGUGCUAUCAUACAAUUUCAAUUUACUCCAGAUACGGUUGUUAAAAUUUAUGUGUGGUCUCUCGGAGAUGGUGUAGGUUACCUUUGUGUCGAAGCAGUAGCAUAUUUAUUGACAGGUGAAAUGAGUGAAGAGAGCCGGCUGAAAGCUUUUAAAAAUAUUGUUGAACUUGAUUAUAAGGAGCAAUGGCUUGAGGAUGUUAGAACCAUGAUUUUAAGGCAAUUAUUAGUGAAAUGGAAAAUGUAA
This is a messenger RNA of Leptosia nina, 3066 nucleotides long. NCBI's taxonomy places the organism in Eukaryota, Metazoa, Arthropoda, Insecta, Lepidoptera, Pieridae. The record is from the annotation of a GenBank genome assembly.